Pogona vitticeps (central bearded dragon) is the source of this 815-nucleotide messenger RNA. The record is from RefSeq and is a predicted model, not a curated record. NCBI's taxonomy places the organism in Eukaryota, Metazoa, Chordata, Lepidosauria, Squamata, Agamidae.
AUGUUUGACAUCAAAGGGCUGAGCAUUUUCCAGCUGACUUUCCAUGUGACUCAACUGUGGAGACUGACGGUGUAUAGCUUGGCGGAUGUGUCCUGCAAAUGUCAUGGUGUAUCUGGAUCGUGCAGCCUGAAGACCUGUUGGCUGCAGUUGGCUGACUUUCGCAAGGUUGGAGAUGCUUUGAAAGAGAAAUAUGACAGUGCAGCCGCUAUGAAACUCAACAUCCGGGGCAAGCUGGUGCAAGUGAACAGCCGCUUCAAUGCACCCACUAUCCAUGACCUGGUAUACAUUGACCCCAGUCCUGAUUACUGUGUGCGCAAUGAGAGCACCGGCUCCCUGGGUACCCAGGGACGGCUGUGCAACAAGACUUCAGAAGGCAUGGAUGGCUGCGAACUCAUGUGCUGUGGCCGGGGCUAUGACCAAUUCAAGACAGUGCAGACAGAACGCUGCCACUGCAAAUUCCACUGGUGCUGCUACGUCAAAUGCAAGAAGUGCACAGAGAUUGUAGACCAGUUUGUCUGCAAAUAGGUGGGAAUGGGUGGAAGGAGCUGUUCUGGUCUGCCAGCAGCAGUGGUGCAGGGGAGGGGCGCCCCAAGAGGAUCUCCGCUCUUAUUUAUAUGCAUCUGGCUCAGACUGUGCAUAGUUUUAUUUUUUGCAAUAAAGGGGGAGGGGAGGGGACCAAGAUAAUAUUUAUUUUACACAAUUGGAAAUACGACUUUAAAAAGAAAGAUAGAGUAGUUCAAAGGGAAGUUUGCCCUAUCCCCAUAUAGUCUCAUGAGACAUAGUGCAUAUGGAGUAGAUGAGGUACCUGUUGUUCC